This is a messenger RNA of Penicillium chermesinum, 1182 nucleotides long. RefSeq names its product putative gamma-cysteine synthetase regulatory subunit. Gene Ontology annotation, cellular component: glutamate-cysteine ligase complex. The transcript is spliced from 2 exons. Gene Ontology annotation, biological process: glutathione biosynthetic process. The record is from RefSeq and is a predicted model, not a curated record. The coding region runs from base 1 to 1182 and encodes 393 amino acids. Lineage: Eukaryota; Fungi; Ascomycota; Eurotiomycetes; Eurotiales; Aspergillaceae. Gene Ontology annotation, molecular function: glutamate-cysteine ligase catalytic subunit binding; enzyme regulator activity.
AUGAAGUUGAUCCUCUCUACUUCAAACCUGAUGCAGGGCGGUCGCCCGUCAGUGAUCCGCCAGCCACUUUCUCAAAAAUCGAAUAUAGAAUUGAUCACGUCGCUGCGCGCGAACUUCCUUGCGUCGCAACAAUUGGCGACCGGCCACCAAUCUAACGGAUCCAACGGCGAUGCGAACGGAUCGCAGAACACAGUGCAAGACUAUAAGGCAUGGACCGCGGAGCGCGACGGAACCCUCUACAUUCCUGCACUGGACUCCGCCCAGUCCGGGCUAUCGGAGGAGCGGUCGCAAUACGAUAUCACCGUGAAGCUAUUCUACUUGCCAGGGGUUCCCGUAUCUAGGAGAUGCGCACACACAAGGGAGGCGAUUGAUCUGGUAUUAAAGGAACUACAUGUGACGUCUAUCGACCUGCUGAUUGUCUCGUUCCCGGGAAUCCUGUUCGACGCAGAUGAUGACAGCGAGGAGGAAGAAGCGGGGAAACCGGACGACUUCGACAGUAUAGUGCAGACAUGGUCAACCCUAGAGUCGCUACACGCUGAGGGCAUGAUUUCCCAGCUGGGUGUGGCUGAGUUUGGCAGCGAACGACUCGCGCGGUUCCUGCCCCACACUAAGGUCAAGCCCUCGGUGGACCAGAUCAACUUAAAAGACUGCUGCGUCGUGCCGAAAUCCUUGAUUCUUUAUGCCAAGCAAGAACAGAUCCAGCUCCUGACACAUAACGAUUGCAAUGACAUCCUCCCCGUCGGAACGACGCGGGAACUGCUCGGUCCAGGUGACAAGGGUGCGGGCAUUCUUGCAUCGGCCCCAAAUAGCCCCGAUGGCAUCCAAGGAGAUGUCGAGCCCCAGUGGGUGGUGAAAUACACAGCCGUCGUCAAGGACCGCGGCGUGGUAGAGAAUAAGGGUACUUUGCUCUUGCAGAUGUUGGCACAUGCGUCAAAAGCCGGUCAUGAAAGAGAGAUAAGCUUGGACAUGCAUAACCCGGCAUCUUCCAGGGAGGACCUGCGCCGGAAUUCUACCUCGAUAUAUAUACCUUCGGUACCCGUCUUGGCCCUCUAUCAUGAUUCCAGCGAGGCGUUUCAUUAUUCGUUUGUGCAUGAGACAGGAACUCUUAUCGCAUAUCCGGCUCGGUUAACCCAGCAUGCUGCGCUUGCGGCCUCUCAUCCGUACAUCCUCCAAUCUCUUUAG